This is a messenger RNA of Lactuca virosa, 216 nucleotides long. The record is from the annotation of a GenBank genome assembly. NCBI's taxonomy places the organism in Eukaryota, Viridiplantae, Streptophyta, Magnoliopsida, Asterales, Asteraceae.
AUGGAUGGCAAUUGGCAAUGGCUAUUAAUAGAAUUAGAAGUUGGUCAAUACAUGGCAUAUCUAGAUAUCCCGAAUUCCCGAUUCCGACACUCAACCCGAAGCGAAAACAGGGAAAUUCGGUUAUACAAGAAGGUGGGCUGCUGGAUUGUGCUUAAUUUGCAGCAGCAAAACAAAGUCAAAUUCUUCCAGUUUGACGAAUUUGUAACUAUUUCUUGA